Messenger RNA from Coffea arabica (coffee), 1836 nucleotides. RefSeq names its product probable disease resistance protein At1g58390. Gene Ontology annotation, biological process: defense response to other organism. The record is from RefSeq and is a predicted model, not a curated record. Gene Ontology annotation, molecular function: ADP binding. NCBI's taxonomy places the organism in Eukaryota, Viridiplantae, Streptophyta, Magnoliopsida, Gentianales, Rubiaceae.
AUGGUGAAAGCAUGUGGGGGUCUUCCAUUGGCCGUGAUAGUACUCGGCGGAACGCUUGCCACCAAGCAGAACUUGAAGGAAUGGGAAAGCGUGAACAACAACGUUAGAGCUUAUCUUGGAAGAGGAAAAAGCAUUAUGGAAGAAGGAAAUCUGCACAAGAUAUUAGCUUUAAGCUACAAUGACUUGCCCUACAAGUUGAAGCCUUGCUUCCUUUACCUAAGCAGAUAUGAAGAAGACUAUGACAUAGAUACGGAGGAAUUGGACAAGCUAUGGAUGGCAGAGGGUCUAAUAUCAACAAAAGAUCGGAUUGGUGAAGAAUCAAUGAUGGAUGUAGCAGAAAGAUGCUUGGGAGAAUUAGUAACACGGUGCAUGGUUCAAGGCAAAGCCCCUGCUGAUGAUGUGAUGCUGUCCUACAUUGGAAGAUCAUUCGCAUCGUGCCGCCUUCAUGACUUAAUGAGAGACCUAUGUUUGCUCAAGGCCAAAGAAGAGAAUUUCUUGCUACCCGUAAGUUGUCAUGAUGAUGGAAUUCUCGAUGAGCAUGUAGAUAUUUCUUCUUUGGCUAGUAACGAUCACACACAAGUUUACCGACUGGUCAUCCGUUUUUCAGAAAAGAGUGUAAGGAAAUUUGUCCCCCUAGUUGAGAAGAGAAAUACUAGGUACCUAAGGUCAGUUGUCUUAAUGGCGUCAGGUGUGCAACUAAAGGAAGGGCGUGUUGAUAAGAUAAUGAAGUCUCAAAUCAAUCAGUUCAAAAUGCUUAGAGUGUUGGCCGUUGAAGGGUUCGAUCACUUGAGGCUCCCAAAAGCUAUUGGGAAGCUGAUCCACUUGCGUUACUUGAGUUUAAGAGGUUCAGUUUUCUUACGUUUACCAUCAUCCUUGGGCAAUUUACGAUACUUGCAAACACUUGAUUUUCGAGAUUGCCCUAGAUGUAGAAUACCGGAUGUGCUGUGGAAGAUGAGACAACUUAGGUACCUGUAUCUUCCGGAUGCAUACGGGACGCAUAAGCUGGGUAAGUUAAAGCUGAAUUUGUUCUGCAAAAAGUUGCGACUCAAGGGAUUAGACAAGCUUGAGAUACUGGAAAACUUCUGUCCUCUUUCUUGUUCAUCUCAAGAUAUAUCCACGUUGAAGAACCUUCGAGUUCUAUCAGCAGUGGUGGACAUGGACUUUGACGAGCACUUCCCCACAGGAAUACAUAGAUUGAUGUCAAAUUCAGACCACGCACGUAGCACAUCCCUAAGCAUUGUCUCUAGAAGAGAUUCAGCAGCCACCGCAGCCUUAACCAAGGAGAACUUGUCAGAUGUUGUUGGUCAAUGUUUCUCUCGUCGCAAUCUUCAAGUCUUAGAGGUAAAGGGUCCCAUGGCCAAUUUCCCCAAGUACGAUGCCCAGUACAUGUAUGCAAGCCUUGUUGACAUGACAUUAACAGAAAUCGAGAUAGAGGAAGAUCCCAUGAAAACACUGGAAAGGCUUCCUAAUCUACGGUCACUUCUCUUGGCAUAUGGAUCUUUUCUCGGGAAAGAGAUGAGGUGCAAGGCAACAGGUUUUGGCCAACUUAGAUUUUUUCGUCUUUUUGGUCUAACGAACUUGGUGAAGUGGAUUGUUGACGAAGGAGCCAUGCCCAACCUUUCGGUCUUGACGAUUAAUUGUUGUCCAAAGCUGGAGAUAGUUCCGAAUGGAUUGAGAUUCAUUAAAACCCUGAAAGAGUUGAUAGUUGUGUCGAUGCCCGAGCGAUUCACAAACAGGAUCCAAGCGGUAAAUGGUGCAGAUCAGGGACAGGAUUUUGACAAAGUCUCCCACAUACCCUCCAUUAUUGUCAACGGAUGCCGGAUAUUUGACCCCUGA